Messenger RNA from Staurois parvus, 280 nucleotides. The record is from the annotation of a GenBank genome assembly. NCBI's taxonomy places the organism in Eukaryota, Metazoa, Chordata, Amphibia, Anura, Ranidae.
UUAUUUCAGGUGCUUAUAUAGCUCCAGGGGCGGACUGACCAUUUGGAAACUCAGGCACUGCCCGAGGGCCCGGGGUCAGUAGGGGGCCCAAUGAGAUGCCCCUGGUACCUUUUUCAUAGGCUUUUUUGAGUUUGGGCAAGGACACAGGGGCCCCAUGAUCCCCUAUUGCCCGGGGCCCCAUGAGUUGUCAGUUCGCCCCUGUAUAGCUCUGCAGAGUGAUGUCAUGCUGGUCCCACCAAGUGACCAUCUUGCUGCUCUAUUCAGGCUGCCACUUACUGUC